Molecule: messenger RNA, 1153 nt
Organism: Hyaena hyaena (striped hyena)
Lineage: Eukaryota; Metazoa; Chordata; Mammalia; Carnivora; Hyaenidae
Gene: CUNH1orf162
Product: chromosome unknown C1orf162 homolog
Exons: 8
Coding region: 350-769 (139 amino acids)
Source: RefSeq, a predicted model, not a curated record
AUUUCUGAAAAAUAGUAAUAAGUCACGGAAGCAAGUAAAAGGUUCAGUCUUACACGACUGGCAUCUUAUGACCGGACUUUUUCUUAGAAGAGUGGGGUGGCCCAAAAUAUUUUAAAGGUGGCUCCAGUGACAUUACUUUGGGAUGGUGGUAAAUUCAGAGCCAUUCCUGUGAAGGUUAAGGUUUUACAGAAUCCUACGAUCCUCUCGUCUCUCAUCUCCCCAGUGUUUAUACAUCAGUCUCCUGUGAGUUAACUUGCUGUGAGUCAGUUCUGGACCAAUCAGUCUAUUCCUGGUGCCCUGCUAAGAUUACAUUUCUGGACGUGCACAGCUGAGGACUGGGGAAGACGGCAUGGGAGGAGGCCAUUCUGCAUCUGAAUGCAAGAAUGACGGACAAAGCCACACAGUAGCCCCAACACCUACGUCCUCCUUCUGGGAGGGCACCAACAUACAGUACUUGCUCCUGGCCUUUUUUGCUGGGGUCCUGCUGACAUUGCUGCUGUUGGCCCUUAUCUUCUUCGUCAUACGGAGCUGCAGGAAAUGUCACUCUAGUCUCGGGGCCCUGGAUCCUCCCUUAGAUCCUCACUCCGGCCAAGAUCCUCCGGCCAAGCUCUCACCCCCGGAGGAAGCACUUACCUAUGCCAGCAUGACUUUCAAAGCUUCAGAAGGAAAGAGCAAUCACCUGACUGAGAAACAUCCUGCCGGCUUGGACACAGUUGUCUACUCUCAGAUCAAAGUGACAAACUCAGCAGACCUUCUCAGUGAGGCUUGACGAGAGUCCCUCUUAUCUCCGCUCCAUCUUUAUAUGUCACUUUCCCUUUGGACAAAUUUGGGACCACAGCUGGGCCAGACUAUGGUUGGGAGUUGUUUUGGGUGUGAUUGGGCAGUGUUAGAAGCAUCCAGCGUGUUUGAAGACCAAGGGACCUUCCUUCCCUUGGCCUGAGAAAAGAUUGCUGGCCCUGCUGCUUGGACUGACAGCCUGACAGACCCUGGAGGGCUGAGACUGCCUCCCUCGUCCCCUUCCUAAGUGUGUGGUGGUGCGGAGCUCAGGGCACAAAGGGUGUUCCGUUCACUCAGUGCCGCUGAUCAGUUUGGGAGAGGUCACCCAGCUGGGCAAGCUAGCAAGAACUACAAAUAAAAGCAACCCCCCUGCAAA